Molecule: messenger RNA, 390 nt
Organism: Aspergillus clavatus NRRL 1
Lineage: Eukaryota; Fungi; Ascomycota; Eurotiomycetes; Eurotiales; Aspergillaceae
Product: DUF4267 domain-containing protein
Exons: 1
Coding region: 1-390 (129 amino acids)
Source: RefSeq, a predicted model, not a curated record
AUGUCUCAAUCAUCCUCUCUUCAGCUCGUUUCCUCUCUGUUUGGAACCAUCUUUAUCGGAUUCGGUGUCAAUGCGAUUUUCCGUCCCACCCAUGCCUUGACCUUUUUCGAGCUCACUCCGCCUACUACUGCAUCUGAUCGACGCAUUGUUGAUAGCCUCAUGGCCAUCUACGGAGUCCGAGAUAUCUUCAUGGGCCUCGCCAUCUACGCUGCUGCAUUUUUCGGAACGCGGAAGUCGCUGGGCUGGAUCCUGAUUGCCGCCAGUGCCGUGGCCUUCGCCGACGGGGCCGUGUGUUGGAGUCUCGGUGCAGGGGAAUGGAAUCACUGGGGAUAUGCGCCUGCCAUAACCAUCGUCGGGGCGUUGUUGCUCGGUGGCUCCCAGAAGAAGUGA